Messenger RNA from Apaloderma vittatum (bar-tailed trogon), 1454 nucleotides. It is a transcript of the gene TEAD4, whose product is annotated as TEA domain family member 4. Bases 246 to 1328 code for a protein of 360 amino acids. NCBI's taxonomy places the organism in Eukaryota, Metazoa, Chordata, Aves, Trogoniformes, Trogonidae. The transcript has 11 exons. Gene Ontology annotation, biological process: hippo signaling; embryonic organ development; regulation of transcription by RNA polymerase II. The record is from RefSeq and is a predicted model, not a curated record. Gene Ontology annotation, cellular component: transcription regulator complex. Gene Ontology annotation, molecular function: DNA-binding transcription factor activity, RNA polymerase II-specific; RNA polymerase II cis-regulatory region sequence-specific DNA binding.
CUGAGUCUGCUUCCCCACGUGUCACCUUGGAGUUUCUAGCUGGCACCAUUACUUCCAACGAGUGGAGUUCUCCCACCUCCCCUGAGGGGAGCAACGACUCAGGGGGCAGUGAGGCCUUGGACAAACCCAUUGACAAUGACGCUGAGGGUGUGUGGAGUCCGGAUAUUGAGCAGAGCUUCCAGGAAGCGCUAGCCAUCUACCCACCAUGUGGACGGCGGAAGAUUAUCUUGUCAGACGAAGGCAAGAUGUAUGGCCGAAAUGAGCUAAUUGCCCGCUACAUUAAGCUGAGAACAGGGAAAACGCGCACAAGAAAACAGGUAUCUAGUCACAUCCAGGUCCUGGCAAGGCGGAAAGCUAGAGAGAUCCAAGCCAAGCUCAAGGAUCAGGCAGCUAAAGAUAAAGCAAUGCAGAGUAUGGCUACAAUGUCAUCUGCCCAGAUUAUCUCUGCAACUGCCUUCCAUAGUAAAAUGGCCUUGCCUGGUCUCCCACGACCAGCCUACCCUGCUGUUUCUGGGUUUUGGCAAGGAGCUUUGCCAGGCCAAGCUGGAUCUUCCCAAGACGUGAAACCUUUUUCUCAACAACCUUAUGCUGUACAGCCUCCACUGCCAUUACCAGGGUUUGAGUCUCCUACUGGCCUCUCGCCUUCCCCAUCAGCACCAGCUUGGCAAGGACGAAGGGUUGCUAGCUCCAAACUUUGGAUGUUAGAAUUCUCUGCAUUCUUGGAACAACAACAAGAUCAAGACACAUAUAACAAACACCUGUUUGUGCACAUUGGGCAGUCAAGCCCCAGCUACAGUGACCCCUACCUCGAGGCAGUGGAUAUCCGGCAGAUCUAUGACAAGUUCCCAGAGAAAAAAGGGGGCCUGAAGGAGCUCUUUGAAAGGGGGCCAGCUAAUGCCUUCUUUCUUGUCAAAUUCUGGGCUGAUUUGAACACCAAUAUUGAAGAUGAAUCCAGAUCUUUCUAUGGUGUUUCCAGCCAAUAUGAGAGCCCAGAAAACAUGGUCAUUACCUGUUCCACCAAAGUGUGUUCCUUUGGAAAGCAGGUGGUGGAGAAAGUGGAGACAGAGUAUGCACGCUAUGAAAAUGGACACUAUUCCUAUCGCAUUCACCGUUCCCCUCUCUGCGAAUACAUGAUAAACUUCAUUCAUAAACUCAAGCACCUUCCUGAGAAGUAUAUGAUGAACAGUGUGCUGGAAAACUUUACUAUCUUGCAGGUUGUGACAAACAGGGACACACAGGAGACCUUGCUGUGCAUAGCAUAUGUUUUUGAAGUUUCAACUAGUGACCACGGUGCCCAGCAUCACAUCUACCGGCUGGUGAAGGACUAGAGCCUAUCUGCCUUGAGUCAUCCAUGGGAUGCAUGUCUAAGAAAGAAAUCCGUGCUUGAAAAACCCCUUUCCCCUCAUACCAAACUGAAAAAUAAACUGCAAAUAUUAUGUAUUUUCAGAAAAGCA